Molecule: messenger RNA, 1369 nt
Organism: Cynoglossus semilaevis (tongue sole)
Lineage: Eukaryota; Metazoa; Chordata; Actinopteri; Pleuronectiformes; Cynoglossidae
Gene: bcas2
Product: BCAS2 pre-mRNA processing factor
Exons: 7
Coding region: 123-800 (225 amino acids)
Biological process (GO): mRNA processing
Cellular component (GO): catalytic step 2 spliceosome; Prp19 complex; precatalytic spliceosome
Source: RefSeq, a predicted model, not a curated record
CUUCAGCUCUUUUUUUCGAAGGUCACGUUGUCCGGAACCGGAAAUUGUUUGUGUCGUAUGCGUUGUGGCGUUUCAAUGAAAGAACGUUUCAGUGGUCUCUCUUCAAAGACUUAACUAUAAACAUGGCAGGAACGGCCUCGGUAGCGGGUGAUGUUUUUGUUGACGCGCUACCAUAUUUUGACCAAGGUUACGAUGCAACUGGAGUCCGAGAAGCGGCAGCAGCGCUGGUUGAAGAAGAAACCAGACGAUACAGACCAACCAAGAAUUACCUGAGCUACCUGCCUACACCUGACUUCUCUGCUUUUGAGACUGACAUCAUGAGGAAUGAAUUUGAACGCCUUGCAACCCGGCAGCCCAUGGAUCUCCUCAGCAUGAAGAGAUAUGAGCUUCCUGCACCUUCAGCAGGGCAGAAGAACGACAUCACAGCUUGGCAGGAGUGUGUCAACAACUCGAUGGCCCAGCUGGAGCACCAGGCGGUUCGUAUUGAGAAUCUGGAUCUGAUGUCACAAUAUGGAACCAAUGCAUGGAAAGUAUACAAUGAUAACCUGGCCUUCAUGAUUGAGAUGGCACAGAAAGAACUCCAGAAAUUCAGGAAGCAAAUUCAGGACAUCAACUGGCAACGGAAGAACGACCAGUUGGCAGGAGGAGGAAAACUGCGAGAGCUGGAGUCCAACUGGGUGUCUCUGGUUAGUAAGAACUAUGAGAUUGAGCGAGCCAUCGUGCAGCUGGAGAAUGAGGUCACUCAGCUCAGACAGCAGCAGGGAGAGGAGAACAAGGAGAAUAUCAGACAGGACUUUUAAAAAAACAACUUUGAACGUUGCUCUGCAAAACUCAGGAUCCUUUAGUCACACAAGUGUCACACGUUUAUCCGACUUCACUUAACUGAGAUGUGGUCAAGUUGCCUGUGUGUUGGAGAUAUAAUGUGAAAUACCAUAACCCAUUAGUUUGUCUUUCAGAACGUUUGAGUAGCUGUUCUCUGAUUUUACCACAUAUUUGUUCCACUGUACAAACAGUGUUUCUUCUAAAAUCUCUAAAAUCAUUCAAACUUUUUUUUUAGUUUGUUCACCUAUUGACUGUGGUAACUUCAGGCCUAAGAUUGUAAUUUGUUUUACAUUUUCUUAUUGUGUCUUAUUGUGUAUUCCAUUCAAUGAAGUUGUGUCGGGUGAAAACAGUGAAGAUCUUGUUUAGCAGAAGCAGGAUAAUCUGAUAAGAGUAAUCUCUAGUCAAACUGCUGUAAAACUAAGUCCACUAAAGGUUUUCCCCUAAUUUCCUUUUCACAAUGUAAAUACGUCAUAGUCUGUGGAGGAAUGAUUAAGUUCAUUGUACAUCAACUGGGAAUUGUUUUUAUAAAAUAAACUUUUGUACAUUU